Penicillium odoratum is the source of this 396-nucleotide messenger RNA. RefSeq lists its product as uncharacterized. Bases 1 to 396 code for a protein of 131 amino acids. The transcript has 2 exons. NCBI's taxonomy places the organism in Eukaryota, Fungi, Ascomycota, Eurotiomycetes, Eurotiales, Aspergillaceae. The record is from RefSeq and is a predicted model, not a curated record.
AUGGCGAAGGAUUCAAGCAUCGAGCAAACCAAACAGACGCUUGUACAGCGCUUCCGAGCAUGGGGUGAAAACUCAUUCCCGCCGACUCUGCUCGCCUCGCUCAUCACCGCGCAACAUGCCCGCCCAUUCCAGGUCUUCCCUAUGCUCUUCACUCCUGUCCUCCUCUUCACCAGCUAUGCGAACCUCCAAGGCUUCAAGACCGACACUGCCGGUAUCAGCGCUGCGUGGUCAGGCUUAUACUUGCUCCUCGCCAGCCGACGACGCCAACCGAUGAUGAAGAAGUUCGGAGUUCGCGGGGUGGUGCGCGGUGGAACAAUGGCUCUCUGUCUGGUGAAUAUGAUCGGUGGUGGACUUGCAUACACACUUGGAAAGCGCGAGGAGGAGGAAAACUCAUGA